UAUUGUUGUCACAUUACAGAACAAGAGGGAGGAGAAGGAGAACAUUACAACCGGUUAUUCAUUUAGCUAGCUAGCUAGCUGUGGCAACGUGUGGAGGUGUGGAAAAUGCCCAAGUUUUACUGUGACUACUGCGAUACAUAUCUCACCCACGAUUCGCCGUCAGUGCGGAAGACUCACUGCAGCGGACGCAAACAUAAAGAAAAUGUGAAGGACUACUAUCAGAAAUGGAUGGAGGAGCAAGCACAGAGUCUUAUUGAUAAAACAACUGCUGCGUUUCAACAAGGGAAGAUCCCACCCACGCCGUUCCCAGGAGCACCUCCGCCCGGUGGCUCGCUGCUUCCUCAUCCAAAUAUUAGUGGACCCCCUCGACCUGGCAUGCUACCCGCUCCCCCGAUGGGUGGGCCUCCCAUGAUGCCCAUGAUGGGUCCGCCUCCUCACGGAAUGAUGCCGGGACCAGGUCCUGGUAUGCGCCCCCCCAUGGGUGGACACAUGCAGAUGAUGCCUGGGCCUCAUAUGAUGCGUCCUCCUGCCCGCCCCAUGAUGCUUCAAGUCAGACCGGGCAUGGUGCGGCCAGACAGAUAAGAACAAACUUCAACUCUUUGUGGACACAUCUUUGCCCCUCUACACCCCCCCUCCUUUUCAGAUAAUGCCAUUGCUCAAAGUCAUGCAUGGGGAAUUACGGAUCAAAAAAAAAAAAAUGUUGGUGGGCUGUGAGAUUUUGGAGGACUGCUUUUCCCCCAUUUUGUUUUUAUUUCGAUUUGUUGAUUUUAAUUCACAGUUGGCCAAACAUUUUUUCUCUCUGUGUAUUGAUGGCACUGGUGCUUAUGAGGAUUUGCACCUGUAGAUUUUUGUUUUUCCCAUUUGUGUUUUUUUCUUUUUGUAAACUAUUGUAUGUUGACAUUUUAUGAAAUAAAAUUUUAGAGAAAACA
Messenger RNA from Sardina pilchardus (European sardine), 929 nucleotides. It is a transcript of the gene snrpc, whose product is annotated as small nuclear ribonucleoprotein polypeptide C. Gene Ontology annotation, cellular component: U1 snRNP; nucleus. Bases 106 to 582 code for a protein of 158 amino acids. Gene Ontology annotation, molecular function: pre-mRNA 5'-splice site binding; zinc ion binding. The transcript is spliced from 6 exons. Gene Ontology annotation, biological process: mRNA 5'-splice site recognition; spliceosomal snRNP assembly; mRNA splicing, via spliceosome. Lineage: Eukaryota; Metazoa; Chordata; Actinopteri; Clupeiformes; Clupeidae. The record is from RefSeq and is a predicted model, not a curated record.